CAGCCACAAGAUGACGAAGAAUUAAUUACACCAACUCGAACAAAUCUUAAAACAAUCUUGGAAGAAAAAGCAUUUAACAAAAACAAUAACGAAAAAAUAACCUUAGAAGGUCGUGAUGAUAGCAGUAGUGGCGGCAGUAAUUUAAUUACUGACAAUAUAUUAAAGAGAAGACCUUCUGCGCCUUCUAAACUAAAUGUUGAUACUAUAAAAAUUGAUCAAACAAAUUACAAUAAAACUAAGACCAACAAUAAUAUUGCCACAAAAACAAUUUCUACGUCGACACCUACAUCUCCGUUAGUUAAAACCUUAACCCAGAAUUCAGUAUUUUUUUUCGUAGUUAAUGGUAUACCAGCUUCUUGA
Molecule: messenger RNA, 360 nt
Organism: Entrophospora sp. SA101
Lineage: Eukaryota; Fungi; Glomeromycota; Glomeromycetes; Entrophosporales; Entrophosporaceae
Source: the annotation of a GenBank genome assembly